AUGUUUCUGUCUUUACCUUUGUUGUUUAUAGCGCUUAACUACUUGCUCCAAGCGGUCUCCGCUGGGCAGUGUCGGCCACGUUAUGUUCAUGUCCGGCAUUUCGAACUCGAGCUCACCUGGGGAAAUGCAUCUCCUGAUGGAGUGGAACGAGAAGUGAUUCUCGUCAAUAACCAAUUCCCCGGGCCUCAACUCAAUAUCGCCGAGGGAGAUGAGGUUGAAAUCGUCGUUAAAAACAGUCUUCCUUUUGAAACAUCCAUCCAUUUCCACGGCAUAUCCCAGCAUGGAACCCCGUGGUCAGACGGAGUGCCCGAUGUUUCCCAGAGGGCUAUUCAACCAGGAAAAACUUUCAUCUACCGUUGGAACGCAGUCGAUUAUGGCACUUACUGGUACCACGGCCAUGCCAACGGCCAGUUGUCGGAUGGUCUAUUUGGCGCGAUUGUGAUUAGUCCAAAAGAUGACCGACCUGCACCCUUCCACAAAAUUUCCGAUUCGGAAGAAGAAGUUGAGAGGAUGAGGAAAGCUAUGUUGAACCCAAAGACGAUAUUUGUGUCCGAUUGGCAUCAUAUGACGUCUAAGGAAUAUCUCCAGGUCUCUCUGGAUUCAGGGAUCGACAACUUCUGCACUGAUAGCGUUUUGAUCAAUGGGAAGGGAUCGGUUAUAUGCAAGACACAAGACGAAUUGAAUAAGCUGACCAGACCGGAUCAAAGAAAUCUUCUGAAAGACGAGAAUCUAACGGACAAAGGUUGUCUUCCUUUUUAUAUCCCUGCCGUCGUGGGUGAUUUCCCUAUUGAUCGCAGUAAAGUCCCCAAAGAUCUCUACUAUAAUUGCAAGCCGCAUGAAGGACCACGUGAAAUCAUUACCGUCGAUCCAGAUGACGAGUGGAUAAGCCUCAAUUUUAUAAGCUCAUCAACAAUUGCCCGGUUCAUGGUAAGCGUCGAUGAGCAUAAAAUGUGGAUAUACGCUUAUGACGGAUUUUACAUCGAUCCCAUUCUUGUUGAUGGCGCCCCUGUCCCCAAUGGUAGUAGAGUUUCAGCGCUGGUGAAGCUCAACAAACCGCGUAAAGACUACACGAUACGCGUUGCCAAUGUCGAAAGUAACCAGCUCUUUAGCGGAUUUGCAACCCUUCGAUAUGCAGGCCAACAGGAGGGCGCUCCCAGCGAGCCAAGUAAACCCACCAUCGGCUACAAUGGGGUUAACCUGACAACAGAUUUCGUGGCUUUCGACGAAACCAAAUUCACUCCGUUUCCCCCAUCCAAACCUGCUGCAAAGGCUGACACAACUUACAAAUUCAAUAUCGGAUUUGCCGGCGCGGCCUUUCGAUGGUCUAUCAGCGGGAAAGCUUCCCUGAACACCUCUAGAGACAUCGAACCAGUUCUCUUCGAUUCUCACGGGCCAUUGGCAACGAAUAAAGGUCUGACAUUCCCAACCAAGAAUGGUACGUGGGUGGAUCUAGUUCUAGUGACCGGCGGAAAUUUCAAUCCUCCGCACCCCAUACACAAGCAUUCGCACAAAAUGUACGUGAUCGGUAGGGGGCAAGGACCCUUCCAUUGGGAAACUGUUGACGAUGCCAUCAAAGAGGUUCCUCAGUUCUUCAACUUGGAAACGCCACCAUUGGCCGAUGGCUUUACAUCACCCCCUGGAUCAGCUCAAGAUCCGUCCUGGGUGGUUGUUCGGUAUCAAGUGACGAACCCAGGAGCUUUCCUUCUACACUGCCAUAUCCAGACGCAUUUGUCAGGAGGGAUGGGGGUUAUUCUUCUGGAUGGAUACGAUAAGCUACCCGAGGUGCCGGUCGAGUAUUUAACUGCAGAGUUUUAACCGGAAGGACUCCUUAGGGGACGAAGCGCUUGAUGGACAUCGAGUUUUUUGCUUUGCAUACAAGCAACUUCAUUUCAUUUGUAUAUAUAAUAACUAUGCACCAUUUUGUUGUAUCUAAUACCACGCAUGACACUUCGCAGCUU
Messenger RNA from Histoplasma capsulatum G186AR, 1958 nucleotides. Its product is annotated as laccase TilA. Gene Ontology annotation, molecular function: copper ion binding; oxidoreductase activity. The transcript is spliced from 2 exons. NCBI's taxonomy places the organism in Eukaryota, Fungi, Ascomycota, Eurotiomycetes, Onygenales, Ajellomycetaceae. The record is from RefSeq and is a predicted model, not a curated record. Bases 1 to 1815 code for a protein of 604 amino acids.